AUGGCAUCUGCCAAGACAAACAGCAACGGCAUCGCAAAAGAAGAUGCGGUCGUCGUUGAACCAAUCCAUAUAGAUCCUGAAGCAGUCAGGAAGGCCAAGGAGAACCGUGAUCGUCUCCAGAGUCAAGAUAGUGUAAAAAGUGGAGGAAGAAAUUACAACAAGGUGAUCUUUUAGUGAUUUUGUUUAAUUUUUAGGCCUUUUUGAUGUCAUGUGGCUAUUAAAGAAACAUAAUUAACGAAAGCCUAUGCCUAAUUUUAAAGAUGUUUCUAUUCAUGACUGAAUUCGCUGAUUUUAUUUUGUUUUUGUUCUUCAGAACCGUCGAUCAAGCCAAAAUUACCACCAAGGCUCGGUUGACAAGAACGGAGAUCACAAGAAUGCGAGUGAAAGAAGACAAUCUUAUAAUAAGAACAAGUUCAAUUCCCAAAGCAAGAGCAAUGACGGAAGAAGAAACUCAAGACAGAAGAGUCAUACCUUCUCCAAGGACAUAUCUGAAGAUGGCACUGUUUCUGCUGACGAAAAGAAGCGUCACACUUCAUCUACGAACGACGGUAGAUUCAGAAACAAGAGCUACUCGGUCAACUCGAACGGCGAAAGCUUUGACUUUGAUGACUGUAAGUUGUUAAUGAUGUAAUUGUUUAGUUUGUAAAAUGAUAAAAAUUUUAAAUACCUAAAGUCAAAAUUAGAAACUUAAAUUAUGAUUUUAGACGAAUUGGAAGAGCCGUUUUCUGAUUCGGAAGACGAAGAGAGCAAGGGACCUCAGAAGCCCUCUUUGAUCAUUCCUCGUGGCAGAAUCAGAACUCUUUCUGGCACAGUUCCACCAGUUGGUUUCUCUCCAAAAUGGGGAGGACCUACAAUGUGUUUGAGCUGUCUUCAGUUCUUCGACUUGCCUGAUUUCAUCGACAAGUUUUCCGACCAUUUGUUGACUGAACAUCAAAUUCUCAUCAAGGAGAUGGAUCUUAUUGUUGAUCCUAAACGGUAGGUUCAUUUUGUUACUCUAGAUGAUUUACUUGUUGUACCGUUUAAUUUUAUUGUUUUUUGUCAUAAAAUUUUAAUAUUUUAUGUUUUAGUUACGUUGAGCACUGGAGACAACGUUUUGCCAAGCAAAGCAUCGCCGAGAUCUUUCCCAAGAUCACGCCAAAAGAAGGAGAAGACUAUUUUGGCAAAGUGGACUAUUAUUUCCAAAUGUCCGAGACCAUCAAAGAGGACUACCAACUUCGUCAACGUUUGGCGAUGCGCCGUCUUGAGGAAGCUCUGUCCUGUCAACAGAGAGAAAGAGAUGACACCACGUUGACUCUGCCAUGUAUCUUCUGUAGAUACGUAGCCAGAGGUAACCGGUCUAAGAUCAUCCACCAUCUCUACAUGAUCCAUCACUUGAACCUGGGAUCUCCAGACAAUUUGGUAUUCGUCAACGAGUACAUUGAACAUCUGAGAGAGAAGAUGCAGAGAAAUGAAUGUAUUUUCUGUGAAAAGACAUUCCCGGAUCGCAACGUUCUCAUGGAACACAUGCGCAAGCGAAACCACCGUGAAGUUAACCCUACCAACAACUACUACGACAAGUUCUACAUUAUCAACUACUUAGUAGGUUUUGUUUUAACUUUUUUGCUCUUAUUCAUGGUUGUAAACUGUGCUAAGAACGAUUCGAGACAUUUUUGAGUAAAAGAGUAAAGUAUUAUGCUGAUCCAAUUAAAUUAUUAAUUUUUCGCUUCCAGGAACUUGGCAAACGUUGGUUGGAGGUAUUGGCCGAAGACUUCGAAGAUACGAUGCCAACUUUUGUCGAUUCUGACGACGAGGAGGAAGAAGAGAGCUGGCACGAAUGGCAAGAAGACAACACGGAUGAAGACCAAUUAAGAGUUGUUUGCUUGUUCUGUACAAACAACCAAGCCGACAUUCCAUCGAUCACCGAGCACAUGAAAGACAAACACGCCUUUCACAUUAUCAACUACAUUCAGGAAAACAAGCUCGACUUCUACGAGAGAGCUAAGCUGGUCAACUUUUUGAGAAAGAAGGUGGGUAUCGGUUAAUUUUCAGUGUUAUAACUUUUAAAUUUGUUUUUAUUGAAAAUUAACACCUUAUAGUAUACUUUCUUGAAAUAUUUUUAAAUCAUUUAUAUUUUUCAGUAUCACAACCCGCAAAACCGCCCAAUCUCUGCCGACAACGAGGACAAAGCUGAGGUCCCAGACAAGACCGAAUGGGCAGUUGAGGACAACCUGGUCCCAUACUUUGGAAAUGACCAUCUGGUCUGGAUGCUGGAGUCCUACCUUGAAGUGAAGGAAAAGAACGCUGAGGAACCGGAAUUGGAAGAUCCUGAAGCUGGUGACGCAAAGGACCUCAUCGAACAGUCGAAACAGAACACCGUGGAGGGCGUGGUGGCCGAGGACCUUCCCGACCUGGCCGAGAGCGUCUUGGCCAAAGACCAGUUCUACAAAACCCUGUCUUGA
Molecule: messenger RNA, 2438 nt
Organism: Bursaphelenchus okinawaensis
Lineage: Eukaryota; Metazoa; Nematoda; Chromadorea; Rhabditida; Aphelenchoididae
Source: the annotation of a GenBank genome assembly